Messenger RNA from Cyprinodon variegatus (sheepshead minnow), 2734 nucleotides. RefSeq lists its product as uncharacterized. The transcript has 16 exons. Lineage: Eukaryota; Metazoa; Chordata; Actinopteri; Cyprinodontiformes; Cyprinodontidae. Gene Ontology annotation, molecular function: protein binding. The annotation marks the transcript as partial. The record is from RefSeq and is a predicted model, not a curated record.
UAACCCAAAGAGCAUCUUCUCCAAGCCUUACAUUGAGUUGCUGGCCCGGCGAUCACGGGUCGACCCACUUAGCGGCUGUCCUCUGGGAGAUUGCUGGAAGGUCCCUGAGUUGGAGCUUGAUAAAAAGAUUUCAGCAGCUAUGGUCCGUUGUUUUUUUCAUUACCGAGGAUGUGACAGCGUGAUGCAACUAUCUGAGCUCGGGCCGCACACCCUGGACUGUCCACUCCAACCCACAGGGGACCUGGAUGCAAAGGAUGUGACAGAAACCAACUGGUAUAAGCAGCACUUUCUAACAUCUGGAGGUUUGGAGAUAGAAACCAAGCAUGUUUAUAAGGUGCGUAGCUGGGAGAAAAGACUCCGACUGGCAGGAGAGGAUCACUGUGUGGAUAAACUUUGUUCUCUGGCUGAGGAGCAUCUCAGCUGCUACAACCAACAUCUACCUAAACCAGGGGACCAGUUAAAGCAGGAGAAUAUGGAGUGUCUUCUGCACAGCCUGGAGCAGGCGGCUGCUUGUUACGCAUCGGCUAUCCCACUAAGUCCCAGAAAUGCCAAGCUCCACUUCCUGCUCGGCCUCGUUUUGGAGGAGCAGCAUAACUCUUUGGAGAUUUACAGCCUUCACAGAAAGGGUUAUAAGGAUAGUGAGGGGUUAAGUGAUGCUAAAUCAUCCGCCUAUCAGGAUGAGAUUCUGGCAGUGUGUAAGCUGCAUGGUUUCUUUGGCACGCCCACUGUGGAGAACCAGCUGCGGGCCUUGGAUAAGGAGUACCACCUGCUGAGACAGCAAGGACAGUCCAACAAAUCAGACUACAUACAGACCCUCUACAUCUGGCUGUCCAAGAAUGCUGGGAAGAAUCGCAAUGCAGGGAUUCAAGAUGAGGAGAGUUACAUAUAUCGAGCCUUAAUGAAGCACCUGGAUGCCUGGUCUCUGAGUCCCGACAGCUGGGAGUUCAGCCUCCAUGUAGGAAGACUUCUGCUGCUUCAGGGGAGAAGCAGGGAAGCUCUACAGCACCUUCAGACCGGGCUGGCGCUGCACCCCCUGCACCCUGCACUUAGAUUCUUCACAGGACUGGCUCUGUUGCAGCAGGAGGAGAAAGCUUGUGAGGUUACAGAGAAGGAGGCUGCUCUAUUCUUACAUCAGGGACUGGAGCACUUUGUCAGCCAACACUGUAGCAAGAGUCAGAAGAAGCAGCGCAUGUCAGACCCCCUCUGCAGCCUGAACGCCCAGUUUCUGCGUGGGCUGCUGGCCCUUGGGCAGCUGCAGCAGAAGAGCAUGCUGUCUGAGAAGUCCAUGACUCCUGAGCAGGUUUAUCACACUGUAGCAGUGCUGGCUGCCCAGAGUGUGAGUCAGUGCAUGUGUCACAGCGAGGUGAGCAAGCAGCUGGAGUGGGUGCUGCUGGAUGCUCACUUUGCCCUGCUGCAGAGACUGAUCCAGCUGCGUGAACGCCGAGCUCAGGCAGCCAUCGACCAGCCCUCCUUGGUGGCCAAGAGGUGUCAGGCCCUAACAGCUCUGAUCCGUCUGACCAGCAUAUCUCCCUGCCAAGAGCUGCUGGAUAUGCAGGAGAGGACUUGUCAGCUUGCAGUUGUCACCUUUCCAUGUGACAGCCAUACUCUAUGCCAGCUGGGUGUGGCCCAGCUGGCUCAAUAUGACAGCAACCUAAACUCAGAAAGGUCAAAUGAAGUCCUCAGCGAUGCCCGCCUCAGCUUCCAGGCUAGCAUUGAGCUGGAAGACAAAGCUCAAACUGGAGAUCCACCUGAGCAGCUGAGCAAACAAAAGUGGUGGCAGGAGCAUCUGGAGGCGGAAAACAAGAAGGCAGCCACUUACCCCAGCACCCAGCCAAGCCAAGAGAAAGCCCAGAGUAGCAAUGACAUGAAAAAAAGAGCCACCAAGCAGGGUAGAGGAGGUCCUACUCAAGGACGAGCCUCUAUGUCCAAGCCCCACCCAGGUCCCUCCAUCAGAGCAGGGAAGGCGGCUCAGCCUUCAACCAAAACUCUAACAACCAAGGGGAGACCUGGUGCAGCCGCAAAACCAGCUAAAUCAGCUAAACCUCACAGCACCAAAUCCAAGCUCCCUGCAAACAGGUCUGAACAGGAUUGUAGUUCCAACACUUGUGUGACUGCAAAAGACUCGUCAGUAGGAAGCAGAGGCGGCGCCUCAGCAACCCCAUUAAACCCAAAGUCCCAUGUGUCACGGCUGGGUCUGGCUAGGGCUCUCUCACGCUCUGCAGACACCAAGGAUCAGGCAAAGCAGCUCUACCAAGAGGUCAUCACCAUGGCACCAGGGAUCCAUGAUGCAUACAUUGAGCUGGUGGAGCUGCUGGAACCCUCAGACGCUCAGGCUGCGGUCGACGUGUAUCGCAGGUUCCCCCUGAAACCUGUGGCUGAGCAGAGUUUGGAUGACGCCUUCAUCAGUGGGGAGAUCGUCCGUUUGCUGAUGUCACAGCAACAGUAUGACCACCCACAGCUCAACCCGAGUCUGGUGUCAUAUGGCAGAGUCAUGGGGCUAAGUUGCAUUGAGAAAUACAUCAACAUUUUGGAGGAGAAAUCCAAAACCGCACUGAUCAAGAGCGUCUACGCAAAAAUCAACGACAAACAGGAAGACGAUCCAGAUCUGCAGAACUUCUUCAAAUUCAAAGGCUGGGUCUGACAAAUGUUUAUUCUCCAUUUACCUGUUAUGGCACUUUCUUCUGUGCUUGAUUCAUAAAGAACUUUGCCUUUAUUGAACUGUGAUGUCAUAUAU